Arctia plantaginis is the source of this 753-nucleotide messenger RNA. Lineage: Eukaryota; Metazoa; Arthropoda; Insecta; Lepidoptera; Erebidae. The record is from the annotation of a GenBank genome assembly.
AUGGAAGAAGCCGUAUCUGUCAAAAACGAGGGCAAAAAUUUUGAUAUCAAGCAAGAAAAGCAGGAAAAUGUUGAUAGCUAUAAGUAUGAGUUUGACUCGGGAAGUCAAGAUAGUAGCAAAAGUGGUAGUGGCGGAUAUCAACGUUGGGCGCCUAAUUUUAACGGCAUUAGAAAAAGUGCAUUUACGCCUUACAAACCAGUUCAGUGUACAGCGUUAACAAAUUUACAAAGAGGUAAUACGCAGGCGCGAGUCCCGGAGUUACCCCAGCCAGAUAGUAGUUUACACGCUAAGGCUGGCCGCGGUGAAAUAACUCGUGACGACGUGAAACUGGAGCAGUAUGUUGACAUCACUGAUGAGCAUGGUCUUACAGCCCUGCACUGGGCAGCCAGCUACGGACAGUUAAACAGUUGUCAAGACUUAGUAUGGUGUGGUGCCAAUGUUAACAUGCGGGGCCCUGAAGGAGAGACGGCACUACACCUGGCAGCAGCUGGUGGGCACCAUGAGGUUGUGAAGUUUCUUUUGAAUGAAGGAGCUGAUGCAGACAUACAAGAUGAUUCUGGUAGCACAGCAUUAAUGUAUGCUGCAGCAGCUGACUUCCCUUACACUUGCAAUGAGCUCCUGAUUAGGGGAGCUGAUCUCACCCUUACCAAUGAUUAUAACCAAGAUGCUUACACCUUGACUACUACCAAUAACUGCAAACUUGCACAAACUGUGAUAGAGAACUUUUUGAUUGGCUGCCUCAGCAAAAUGUGA